CCAGAAACAAGGCUAGAUUCUCAGUCCAUAGAGAGGAUUAAGAUUAAAAACAACGACUAUUUUGGAAUAUGUAUUAGAUUAUAAAGCUAGUGUUGAAAUGCUGUUUCAAAGUAUGUUUCAAGAUGUAGAACAAGCCGGCAUCUGUACCGAACCAGCCACAUCCCACAUGCCCUACCGUGUCCGUCUCCGCACCUGCCAGAGAUCCCACAGGGACCAUCUGGAAGCUGCAGGUCACGAGUGUAUUUUGAGAGACGCCUUUGACUUUGAAAGCCCAUCCGAAAUCGCAAACUUCAUCAAGGCUGAGAGCUUGGAGGCGGCCCUGGCUCUUCAUCUCUACAGAGGAGGGAGGCUCUUGCGAGGUCAUGGAAUUCCAUUUGGAGUCAUCUUUGGUGGAACUGAUUUAAACGAAGAUGUUAACCAGGGAGAAAAAAACAAAGUGAUGGGGAAAGUCCUUGAGGAAGCCAGGUUCGCUGUCGCUUUCACGGAGUCGAUGAAGGAAACGGCGCAGACGCAGUGGCCGCAUGCUAAGGGUAAGAUCUUUGUCCAAAGUCAAGGAAUUUCAACAGUGCCGAACGCCGCCUUUAACUGGAACAGCUUCCUUCGGCGUUCAGAGAUAAACCAAAGUGCCGAUCACCUGCACGUGUUUCUCCUGAUCUGCGGACUGAGGCGCGUCAAAGACCCGCUCUACCUGGUGGACGCGUUCUCGGAAUGGCAUCAAGAAGAGCCCAGCGUUUACAUGAUGAUCGUAGGUCCGGAAGUUGACCCAGUGUUCACCAGGGAAGUGGAAGCCAAAGUGAAGAGGACCCCUGGGGUUCGGCUGAUGGGAGAGAUGGCUCAGGAGGACCUGCACGCGGUUGUGAAGAACUGCUUCGCGGUGGUGAACAGCUCCGUGUCUGAGGGCAUGUCCGCCGCGAUUCUGGAGGCAAUGGAUCUGGAAGUCCCGGUGCUGGCGCGGAACAUCCCCGGGAACGCGGCCGUGGUGACACACGAGGUCACAGGACUGCUGUUCUCGGACCCGCAGGAACUCAUGUCCUGUUUGAUUCCUGCCAUUCCUGGAGCUUGCUGGUUCAAGAAAUGCAGGACGUGGAGUUAACGUGACCGGAAGGCAUGCUUGGUGGCUAUGGUCUGCAGGAGAAAGAGUUGUGUCCACCAGGCAUCGGGCGGGCAUGAGGACAUUCACAUGCACAAGGACAGUGGCCACCAGCCAAGGUCCAGCUCACAAAAACUCAUGCAGGUGGCGUGUGGGAGCCGACUGUGGGUUUUGGGGGAUGUGGCAGCCGCGGUGGCCUCGGCAGGAGAAUUCCGAUUGGGAGCCUUUGCAGCAGCUGGAGUGGCCUUCGCCCCUGAGCUCUGCCCAGUGGUGUCCCUCUCUACACCCUUCUUCCCACGGCCUCGCUGAAGUCGGCUUUCCUUGGGUGAUGCUGCCUGUGAGCGUCGCGUUCACGCCUCCUCCCAGAGCACGACCAGAGGGACUUAAUUGCAGACUCAUUUUCGGGUUUUUCUCUUUCCCUCUGACGUCCUGCCGCUGGCAUCCCUGUUCCGUGCUCAUCUCCUGGGCCGCCCUCUUCUCCUAGAGCUUCCCCUCACUCUCCUCCCUCUCCUCCCUGAUGCCUUCCUCUCCCCUGCCUCUGAAGCACGCUGUAGUAGCAAGAGCGGUUUUCUGCCAGCUUGUCUGUUUGAAAUGGUGCCCUGAUAGGAAUCUGGGAAGCAAGAGAGUGAGAAACACAAGCGAACAUUCACCAGCCUCGCUUCCAGCUUAACCAACCGUCCCCAGAGCUCACCGAUCCGUGCGGUGGCUUUGUGGGUUUUGCUCCAUCGCCCUGGGAAGCUGUUGAGCCCGGAGGAGAAGGACCUGGGCUCUGGGGCUGCCUGAGUUUAAUUCCCAUUUCUGCCACUUUCUCCUGUGUGACGUCGGGCAGGUUCCUGGACCUCUCUGUGCCCCCGUUUGUGUCUCUCUGUGAAAGGAGUCAUAGUGAUCGCAAGAGUCCUAGUCCCUUUCUUGCAAUUCUGAAAUCGAAGAAAAGCACUUGAAAAGCAGUUUUAUUUUUAGUAAGUUGGGCGCCAAAACUCAGCUGGCAGCAAACUCGUCUCUCAGCUGGAUGUGGCGCUCUGUGGCUUUGUCUGCCCUGCUGAGCGAGACUGUUCGUCUGUCUGAUUCCAAAAUUCUGAUGUGUCGUCUAUGGGGCGCUGCCUCAGGAGGGCCUAUGUUAGUAGAAGUGUACAUAAACCACAUUAUUUGAAACACGAUCUGUUACCUGGUGGCAAGCUCUUGAUAAGUGUGGGCUGUGGUUAUUAUUAAAUUCGGCAGAUUCUGGCCCCCAUGGGAGGCUCUUGGCCAGAGACCCAGGUGUCAUGUUGAGAAGUUAAAGGACAGGGGACCCCUCAUGGAGGCUGUCUCCUUGACUCAGACAGGGGCGGGAGGGAGUUGAGAGGGAGUUCACUUUGUCACCAAGUGGUCCGUGCUCAUUCACCGCCCUUUUCCUGCUCCCUCGCAUGUGCCCCCCGAGAACUGUGGUCUAGAACACACGCCAGAGCGUCCAGGGCUCCACCCCAUCACCCCUGGGUCUCGCUGGCUCUGGGGAUGAGACACGAGCCAGACACGAGCUCAGGAAUUGUCCUACAAAAGGGCCGGAGCUCACGGAGUGUGCGAACAGGACCCACUGCUAGAUUGUGCAGUGACCAGUCCUGGACCAGACCACUGGGAAGCAGACAGACCAGACUUCCAGCUACCGCUGUUCUCGGCCACAGCCAUGGCCACGGUCAGGGGCGAGCCCCGCCCACCUUCUCUGGCUCUGCUUGGAGCCGUCGGUGUGGACGGGGAUUGUCUCCUGAGCGGUUGCUUCUAAACCCACCCAGGUUGGCUUCUCCUGCCCCAACAGCUGCGCGUGGGCCUGCUCACUGUUUCUGCUGUUUGUUUUCGAGUGAGCCCGUCUUUCGCCAUCACGUUGUCUUGUGAACACGCGGCAGCCUCCCCCACACCAAUUGGUUAUUAUUGCCGCUGCAAAUUUAAAAGAUGGGUCAAACGCUCCGGCUGAGUCGUGCCGAGACUGUACGUUCUUCUGCGGGGUCCCCACGACGUCGCCGCCAUGCACACCGGCCUGUGGGAUGCCAUGUGGCCGUGUUUCCAUACGCAGCGUUGUGAACCGUGGCAUCUGGAUAGGACUUGAAACUUGACCCUGAAUGGGGUUGUGUGCGAGAUGAAUAGGACAGACACGUGUCUGUCACUUCUGCAGAUGGACCUCGGAGCAAGAUUCUCACAACUUACAGUUUUCAGUGAGAUGCAGUUUUUCUGUGGCCAAAUAAUCAGGUAGGCACGGUGGUCCGUCUUAGACCAGAGCUUCCCAUGGUCUGACCCCCCCAGAACCACCUGCUGGAAGACACACAGGCGGCGUGGACUGACAGUGCCUCCACCCACCCCGCAAAUUCCCACGUCGCAGCUCAAGCCUCUGGUGUGAUGGUGUUAGGCGGUGGGGCCCCGAAGUCUGUUCGCCCUGGAGGUGGGGCCCUCACGAGUGGGACUGAAGCCUGAAUAAAAGGGACCCCACAAAGCUCCCCUGUUCCUUCCGCCCUGUGAGAUUAUCGUGAAAAGAUGACCUUCCGUGACGCCAGGAAGCGGGUCCUCACCAGACACGGAAUCUGCCGGCACCUUGACCGUGGACUUCCAGCCUCCGGGAACUCGGGCCCCUUUAGGUGGUGGCCUCAGGGCUCCGAGAGGCUGCAGAGCAGGAGACCUUCUGAAGCUUUGCUUGGAGGCCCAGCUACAUCACUUCUAACCUCUUCUGCGGGUCAAAGCAGGUUCCAGGACCAGCCCCGACUCAGGAGCUGGGGAAGUAGACCCCCUUCCCCCUUCAUGGGAGGGGUGGGCAAGUCCUGCGGCAAGGAGACAGGCCUGGGAGCGGGGAGGGGCUGCGGUGCCGUCUGUGCACACACGGCGGUCUGUGUCAGCACGCUUCCCUCCCUGUCCCCGGCGUGUGCUCAGAGCUGCCGUGGCUGUCGUGUAGGCGCUGUGUGAGCCCAGGAGCCUAGGGGAGGGGCCCUGACAAUUCAAGGGUGAGGCUGUCCUUUCUGUUUUCUUUAUUUUCUUUCAGUCCCUCACCCCAGGGCUGUAUGCCGACAGCCACGAUGCGCCUUACACCUCACGCAGAUGUCGCUUGCUUUAUCUAAGUCUGUGGUUUUUGCUCCGUCUUCCAUGUAGGCAGAGAAGCAAGAAGUACAUUUUGUCACACUCUGUUCCUAGAAACCCUGUCAUCCAGGAUUCUGUUCUAAGACGGUCGGUCGUGCAUUCUGCAGGGACCUAAGCCGGGGGGUUGGGUUGUAGCCGAAGUCCGCGUCAGAUAAAUCAAAGAUACGGCCAGCGUCCGAAAAUAACGUGCCACAGCUCCGCGUCUCUCGGAUAAUUUUAAUAAGAAGGUGGCUCUCCUGUGAGGUGGGAAUAAAUAUGUUUUUAUUAUAAAUGGAACACCAGUUUGCUGUAGUGUAUACGUAAUACAUAAAAAUAUAAUUCCACUUUGUCAUAAACAUUGCUGUUUAUGUUGCUAGCUGUAAAAAUCACCCAACGUUUAACUAACAAUAACUUUGAGGCUACACGGACGUUCCUUUUAAACAGCAAAACACCGUGUGUUAGUCCCGGGCACCGCUGCUGUGGAAUGUGCACGGGGUGUGGAAGCAGGGUGGUGGCGAGAACUAGGCCCGUGCUGGGCCGUGCCCUGACGUCUCUGUGUUAGCUCGGUGCAUCCGCUCAGCACUCCGCGAAGCAGGUCCUGUUAUUGUCCCUAAUUUGAAGAUGAGGAAACGGAGGCUCAGGGAGGUUACGAAACGGACCCAGCAUCACUCCCGCGAGGGGUGGGAUGUGAAUUUAAAUGCGGGCGUCCCGGCUGGUGAACCCUGCUUUGACUUACAUGCAAGCAUGGUAAAUAGUGCACGUUCCCCUCCUCCCUCUGAACACCCUCUAACAAUGAAAAUAAUUCUCAUCAAUCAAUAUUGAGCAAGGCAGACAGAAGAAAAGUCUAGAAAGUCAAGGCCAGACAGGCGAUCCCCUCCCCUCCCUCGCCCGUGGAGUCAGGGGCAGCGCUGGGCUCACCCCUCGGCGCCCACUGCCCCUUUGGAGACGAGCAGUGUGGGGCUUGGAGAGGUCAACCAGCUUGCCCAGGGCCACGGGGGUUGUGUUGUCUCGAGGAUGGGGGCUCAGAUCCUGCAGUCAGACACUUGUGUCUGUCUCAGCUGAUACUUGGAAACGGGGAGAAAUUGUGCAUCUCAGGGUCACCAGAAGGGCUCUUAGUCCCUGUGAGGAGCCGCGGGUUUGGCCGUCCAGGGCAGAGGGCGGGAGGGGGCGUGAUCGCUGACUCUCGUGUUUUGCUCACACGUUCACCCCGGCACAUGCGUAAUUGUUUACUCAGUCCCAGGGUUCGCAUUAACUCCCAUCUCUCCCAAAGGCCAUUUUCUCCUGAAUCAGGGAGGUGGACCAAGGAAGGACACGGGCUUCCGGCUGUGCUUGCCAUCCCCCUUCGCCCCUUUGCUCACCUCCAUCUCUCCUCCAUCUCCUUC
Vicugna pacos (alpaca) is the source of this 5544-nucleotide messenger RNA. NCBI's taxonomy places the organism in Eukaryota, Metazoa, Chordata, Mammalia, Artiodactyla, Camelidae. The record is from RefSeq and is a predicted model, not a curated record.